GUUGUGCGAUUAGUGUAAGACGUCACAUCCGGCUUCAUCUGCUCCACCUCCGGUGUUUCAUCUCGGGUCACCGAGUAGCUCUCAGCUAGCAGCUAGCUAGCCGAACCCGCUCCAGCAUCAUCUAUGAGUCGGAAAAGAAGCCGAUUUAGUUUUGAAACCAGAUCUGACUUCCACAGAGGACUAAUGGAAUUCCCGGGAUCAGCGGUUCGAGCAGACGAUGAUUUCUUGGACUUGGAAACCGAAGAUGAGCUCCUCUGUUCGGUCAGUGACAUCACGGAGCACUUGGGCAGAAACAUCACGGUGAUCCUGGAGACAGCGCUGUCUGAGAUCCGCAAAAUGGUCAGCAUUCGGAUCCGCGUGCUGAAGAUGGAGCUCCGAGACAAAACACGGGAGAUAGAAGUGCUAAAAGCCAGACUAGACCGAGACCAGAGGGACGCUAAAGACCCGAGCCCCAGCCCAGCCACCGAAGAGCCUUCUGCGGAGGCUGGCUGCAAGAAACACGACUUUAGCUGCGGAGCCAAACACAGCAGCGCCGACCCCAGGAAAAGCAGAAAUGUGGUUCCUGGCGUGAAGAAAGAGAACAUAGACGCGAUCUGCGACUAUCUGAUGAAAGAUAAAAACUCUAAAGGUUGUGUAGAAACUGACGGAGAACAGGUUAGCCUCGAUGUGGGUCACAAAGACGAGCCAGACGAAUCAGAACCGCACUCUCUCUCCCUGUGGUCGGACAGUGGGGUGGCUGGUUCCGGGCCUGGGCACACGGACCCGGACGGAACCCCCGAGGACAUUUUCGGAAUGAUUCCUUCUGGUAGCAAAAGAAUGUAUGACUACGAGUGGAUGGUUCCGUAUUCGUCAGAGCUGAAGGUCCUUAAAGAGCCUAAAGGUGAAGACCCUCAUACCAGUGAUCUGGAGGAGGAGGAGGAUGGAGAUGAAGAUGAGCUGUGCACCAAGGAGGAGGGAGACUUGCAGGAGACCCAGGGGUUGCUGUCCCACCACCAGCCCUCUGAGUUCCCUGCUGAACCGCAGAGCUCUCCGGAGGAGGGACGAAGCUCCCUGGAGGACGGCACAGACAAGGCUAUGGGGGGGCAGCAGUUUCCCAGCCACACCUACAUCUGCUCACUGUGUGGAACCUUCUGCCCUGACUCCUUGUUCCUGGAGGAGCACAUCAAACUGAUACACUCAGAUGUCGAUAGUAUCCAAGCUCUGAAGAGCCUGCAGGAUAUCAGGACUGAGCCCACACAGGCGGCAAGGGGGCCCAACGAGGACGACCUUGGAUCGGGCUCUCCUGCCGGCAGUGGCCAGAAGAAGGAGUUAAAAGUGGAGGGUGGAUAUGAAUGUGCGGACUGUGGCCGCCAUUUUAACUAUCUAGGCAACCUUCGGCAGCACCAGCGCAUUCACACCGGAGAGAAGCCUUUCAUAUGUCCCGAGUGUGGGGAGAGAUUCCGCCAUGCUGCCCGUUUGAAGAGCCACAGGCUGGUGCACAGCGGCGCCCAGAGCCCGUUUCCCUGCCCACAGUGUGGAAAGGGCUUCUCUGUGCUGUCGGGUCUCAAGAGACACCAGCGGGUGCACACCGGUGAAAGCCCAUACGCGUGCCCCCAGUGUGGCCGGCGCUUUAAAGAGCUGGGAAACAUGUACACCCACCAGAGGAUCCACAGUGGGGCUACGCCUUACUGCUGCCAACAGUGUGGACGCAGCUUCCGCCAUCUUGGCACGUACAAGAGCCACCGCUGCAUGCCGGUGCUGUAACCUCUCCACGACAGCUGCUACCACCACACCUACACACACACACUACCCUCCGUUCACGCGUGCUGACUGUGUUUGUGGUACCGCUGAAGGAUCUGCGUCGGCCAGGCCGCCGUGACCCUGGCGGCUUCAGACUGAGGACAGCUGGACUUGGAUGUUUUUGCUCUAUUUAAGACAUUUCAGCGCUGAAUUCAAGAGGUUUCACCAUUCAGACAGAUUAACAGCGUUUUAACUUGAGCGAGGGCCUAGCUGUUACAAGCUAGUUACCGGGUGACGCCCUCUGCCCUCUCGGCCGAGGCUUGCCAAGGCUCCUGGUCCACAUGUGACCCCUGAUGGUGAAACCGGAGAGGGAGGAGCAGCUCUGACUCCUCAGAUCAGACGCAAAAUUACUUCUGAGAAGUCCAAUUUUACGUUUCUGUCCCAGUAGAAAACUAAGCUGAACCAAGCAGGAACCAUUUUCAACAUGUUGGAAAAAACGACUAAAGAUAUUAACAUGAAUAUAAAUGUAUUAUCCCACAGAGGGCUGACGGUGUACAUAAUGUCAGUAAAUGUUUAUCAGCUGGUGGCUACCCAGCAUUCGAGCUAGCUAGAGGUGUUGCGCUCAACAUCGGACCCCCUGUGCAAAGCCGUAGCAGUCUGUCACGUGGUGGUUGUGUUGCUGCUGGUGCACAAAACAUCUGCUCAUCAGGUAACAGCUGCGUUAGUUAUUCAGAAGCACCGCCCUUUCCUGCAUCUCAGAGACCAACAUAUUCAAACUCUAGGUGGCCUCCAGGGUUUAUGGCUGACCUUGGGGCUCCCAGGGCCUCUUGGCUUUUUGAUACCUGCGAGCAGGUGAAGGUAUUCAGCAGACCUUCAAAUGUCACGCCCACGUCUAAAAGUUGGGUUCAUCGUCACGUUUCCUUGUGAAAUAUCAAAAGUCGGUUAAAAAAUAAGAUAUAAAAUUGGAGUUGCUAAAGUAACGUUCUUAAAAAGUGCAGUGGCUGAGUUUUUGGUAUGUUGCUAGGAACAACGGAAGAACCUGUAAAACGUUCUAGUCUGCCUUCCUGUGUUCUGGUGGACCUCUGGUUGGUUUUAUUUUUUUGGGAACAAAGAAUAAAAAGUGAUUUCUGUUGAAAGCUCAGCCUGCUGCUGCUGUCGGACGGCCCUUUUGUUAGCUACCUUAAUGAUUCUCCGUUUCACUAAAUACAAACACUAGCUUUUCAUGUGUGCCCUCUAAGUGGAGUUCACGUUUGCCCAGUGUGCAGUGUGGGUUGCACCAGUUUCCUGCAGUAGAUCAAUAGCUUUCACAACAGGUUAACUAGACUCUAACUCGAUUCUGUCGUGACAUGGUGACUUGGUCUGAUGUAGCCUCUCAUCUGGACACCGGCUCCCUUUGACCCUGAGAGGGAUGGAUGCCUCUAAAUGAACUUUUUAUGACAAUUACAGAGAAAGAUGUGAAUUAACGAGUCACUUUCAACACCUUAAAGCAUCGGCGCUGGUGUCCUGCAGAAUGAACUGGUAGAAGUGCAACCAGACCACCCGAAUGGAAAACCAAACAGUCAUUUAUUAAAAGCAAAGUUGUGUAAGGGUUGAUGAGAUUAAUGCCCGUGGAUGCUGUCGGACAGGAACUAAGUAAGGAUUUAAUUCCAGAUUCUUUGGUUUCUUAAUUUCUUUUUGAUCUAAAGUUCUACAAAGUUCCAGUCAGAGCCAUGAGCUCAGCUGUUCUCGAACAUAACCACAAGGAGCCCAAGUCCCCUUCCCCUCCGGUCGGCUCAUGGGUCCCUGGAAGAUCGAAAAAAUGAAUGCAAGUCAGCGGCGCUAAAAGCUAUUUUCUAAUCUUUGUCUUACGCCCGGGUCACACUUAUGUUGUUCUUCAACUAAAAUGAAAAGUACUGAUUGUAAAUAAAGUAUUGAGAUGGCGCCAGUCACGUACUUAGAAAUGUAUCAGCUUGUAAAAAUUCGUAAUUAGCAUGUCGGCACAUCGCAAUCUCCCCUGCCCUAGCGUAGCUGCUACUUGGCACAUGGCAUCACUUUGGUGAUGUGCAUUUGCAGUCCUGGACGUAUUUUCACACACAACCUAUAAUAACUUUAGUCCCCAUUCAGAAAUAAGCUUCUUCUUAGCAUCAGAAUGCGUCUUUAAAAUUCACUGGCGCCAUAUGUGAAAUCCAUAGAACACAACAAACGGGAUUAAGAAUGAGUGUUUUUGGCCCGUUGACUUGCAGAUAUUUCUUCAUUCUUGCGGGGACCCGUGGUCUGGAUGUAGAUGGAUGUGACUUAUAGGCUCCCUGUAGUCCAACUGCUUUUCACUAAACAGUACAGGUAGUCCGUGAAAAGGAAACAAGACCUACUAUUCUGAUUACUUACAACUGGUCAACACUGUUUUCUGCUGAGUACUGAGAACCAGCCCAUCUAUCAAUGUGACUAAAGGGUUCCUUUGUUAUUUUUUGGGGGGGCUACCUGAUUGAGGUUCCUGCUGUUCCAGGCUGAGGGUUGGAGGUCCUUAGAGCAACCAGCCUAGAGCAGACAACAGCAAAGUCCUGGCUGUCUAGAUCUGCGUGCAUCCACCUGUUUAUCGCAGUUUAACGCGGUGCAACUUCUGCUUUUGACAUAUAAUCACUGACCAGUCUAAAGACACUAAGCUUUGGCUUUCUGUAAAUAAAUUAACAGAUAUCCCA
Messenger RNA from Nothobranchius furzeri (turquoise killifish), 4394 nucleotides. It is a transcript of the gene znf16l, whose product is annotated as zinc finger protein 16 like. The record is from RefSeq and is a predicted model, not a curated record. Lineage: Eukaryota; Metazoa; Chordata; Actinopteri; Cyprinodontiformes; Nothobranchiidae. Gene Ontology annotation, biological process: regulation of transcription by RNA polymerase II. Gene Ontology annotation, molecular function: RNA polymerase II cis-regulatory region sequence-specific DNA binding; DNA-binding transcription factor activity.